Molecule: messenger RNA, 4316 nt
Organism: Pomacea canaliculata
Lineage: Eukaryota; Metazoa; Mollusca; Gastropoda; Architaenioglossa; Ampullariidae
Product: protein FAM91A1-like
Exons: 21
Coding region: 151-2754 (867 amino acids)
Source: RefSeq, a predicted model, not a curated record
AGUAAUUGCCUGCACGGAAGUGGUAGGUGUAGUCUGCUGUUUUGGAAAUGUAGCUACGAAAUGAAGUUUACGCCUGUCAGUCACUUUUCCUCAUGAUCACAACUUUGUCAGUUUUGGAUCUAUAGAAGAAUUGAUAGAAUAUUUUACACAAUGACAACUGAUAUUGAAAAUCAUAUUCGACAAAAUCACCAAUGGCAAAAGUUGCCCGCUAAUAUCAAGCAGAGCCUUGGGAACUCCCAGAGAGAGUACGAGAAAGCUAUUGUCUCAUUCAGUGUUAAAAACCAACUUCGAUACAAGGGAAAUCUUGUGAAGACAGUGCGGAAGGAUGAAAGGCGAUAUUAUGAAGACUUGAUGCAAUACAGCCGUGAGCACUUGAUGCUGUACCCAUACCACUUGGCGGAUGUGAUUGUGAAAGGCCUGCGCAUCACUCCAUUUAUGUACUACAUCAACAUGAUGCAAGACAUCAUGGUGCAGGAGAAGAGUUAUGAUUCCCUUCCCAACUUCACUGCUGCUGACUGUCUACGACUGCUGGGAAUAGGUCGCAAUCAGUACAUUGAUCUCAUGAAUCAAUGUAGGUCAUCAAAAAAAUUCUUUAGAAAGAAGCCUGUAAGAGAACUCCUACCAGCACAGCCAGUGGAGGAAGCAACUGUGGAGCCAUGGUGGAUUGUCAACAUUGGCUACGUCACUGAGGAUGAUGUUAAAAUGUGCAGUGUCUUGGAGAAAUCCACAAUAGACUCCAUCAUAGAUGCAGGGUCUCAGCUGGCAGGAGAACUGGACAAGACUGUAGUACACAGCUUAUACAGGAAAGGCUUGGUUUAUGUUGAUGUGCCUAUUGCUGAUGAUGACUGUAUUGUUGUCCCACCUUUGGAGGGAUUUGUGAUGAACAGAGUUCUUGGGGAUUACUUUGAGACACUGCUGUAUAAAAUUUUUGUCUCCAUUGAUGAACACACUAAGGUAGCUGAGCUUGCAUCUGUUCUUCAAACUGAUCUUGUUCUAGUCAAGAAUGCUGUGUCAAUGUACUGUCGACUUGGGUUUGCUCGCAAAAAGAAUGUGGACUCGGCUUCUUCUGAUUAUCAUCCAUCGUGGUCUCAUGCUGAAUCACCAACAGCUUCUUCUAGGAAAGCAAUUGUGAGCCAGGAGCACUUACUGAUAGACCUCAACAAUGCCAUGAAUGUGGAACUGACUGCUAGUGACCCAGGGGAUCUCCUGGCUUCUGCUCACAAUGCCAACAACAACUCUGACAUCACUGCUGGCUUGGAUGCAGCCAUCGACACCAACAAUCAGACAGGAACUACUAGACGGAUUGCAUUUCUUUUUGACUCUACUCUCACUGCCUUCUUGAUGAUGGGCAAUCUCUCACCGGGUUUGAAAAGCCACGCUGUGACGAUGUUUGAGGUGGGCAAACUGAGCGAUGAGUCUAUGGACAGUUUCCUCUCAGAGCUGGAGAAGGUGGGGUCUGAUGCAGAGGGAGAGGCUAGGCGCUACUUUGAUCAUGCGCUCACCCUUAGAGACACCAUUCGCUUCUUGCGGCAUAACAGGAACUUAUGUGAAGACAGUGAUGCUGGCCAUGGCAUUGACCUCCUUCGGUGUGAAAGUCUACUCAGCCUUGACCCUGAAACUAGAGCAAGGGUGUUGAACAAAAACUACAAUCUUCUGGUCUCCAUGGCCCCUCUUAGUAAUGAGAUUAGGCCAGUCAGCAGCAGUGUUCCUCAGCACAUUGGACCCUCCAUCCCAGAGGUGAGCUCACUGUGGUUUAAGUUGUUUAUCUAUCAGCUGACUGGUUGUGGACCACCUUCCUUGCUCCUGGUCAAGGGAACAAAGCUCAAACAACUUCCAGAGGUCUUCCAGAAUUAUGACCGCCUUCUGGUGACUACAUGGGGUCAUGACCCUGGAGUGAUUUCAACUUCCAACAUUCUGCUGACAUUGAAUGAUGCUUUGACACAUUCUGCUGUCUUUGUGCAGGGUCAUGGAUUUUUCACAGAGGGUACAACUGUACAUGUGUCAUUUCCUCUGGACAACACAGAAGAUGCCCAGUUUAGUAAGGACCAGUUUGGCUGUCAUCCUGCGAUCAAGCAGUUGUCACAGCAUGUUGAUAUGAUGCACUUGUGUGGCUUUCUUACUCUCCUCAAUCCUUGCCGCCCAUCAGGCAUUGAACAAGAUGGAGAUGUAGGUUCUCUUCAGCUUCAUCUUUCCACUUCAGCUUCUGUGUCUGUCUCCGAAACAGCUUCUGUGGAGGACAUUUCAGGCAAUCCUUCCAACGGACUAACUGAUGAGUUAUCGGCAGAAAUGCUUGCAUCUGAACUUGAUGCUCUUGACAAUACCACCGCGCUCCCCAAUCGAGAAAACAUGUCACUGGAGCUGAAGGCACCAGUUGGCAGUGUAAUGCAAGAAAACAACAGGUGCGAUGGGCCAGGUAGAGCACACCUGGAGGCAUUCAACGAGGCUGACUGGCAGCUGCUGGAUAUGUGCUUUGGUAUCCCGUUGUUUGACCCUCAGCUAAACAAGGAAGUGUGUCACAAGAUUGUGUCCCUUGGCCUCUUCACAGAUGACAGUUUGGAGAAGCUGUUACACUCAAGUCGUACAUUGUCUCUAAAACUGCUUGACUUCAUAGCGGAAUGGCAGGUUCCCUCGGCUGUUCAGGAUUUAGAGACUCAUGGAGUUCCACAGAGCCGAGAUGAGCACUGCACCUUGUAUCCAACAGAAAAUAUCAUCUUCAGGGAUGGCAAAUUACAAAUAUGGAAGAAGAACUCUUGACCUUUCAGUUGUGCAGCUUUUCCUCCAUUUGUGUUCAGGUGUUAGGUCAAUAUGUGCGUGUCUCCAGGAUAUGAACUUUUAAUAAUGUUAACCAUUAGGGUAACAUAAGCAUAUCCCAAGGAUAAUGUGAGAUAACAUUAAGCAGGUAGUAAGGUGAUAUGUCUGUAUGUUUCCAAGAUGAUGUGAGCCUUCAUGUUACAUAAUGUCCAAGUCUUAUCCAAUGUUUCUUAUAAUUUUCAACUGAAGAUAGAAUUCUUAUGGGUUGGAACUCUUUUUCUAGUCCAAAGUAGUCAAAGAACAUUAGGUUAACAUUAAAUUUUGAUUAUUGGUCGUUCUUUUGUGACCUUUUCUAUGUACAUUGUUAAUGUCCUGUCUCGCACAAGGCACCUACUGCAGUAGUGUGUUGCUGGAGUCAGGUUGUUGUUGCCCAAGGUAUGAGUGGUAACUACUUACUGAGCUGGCUGUAUCUAUUGGUAUACAAAUAUAAAGAAGUCACCAAUGAACUUGUGCAAAAAAAAAAAAAAAAACACUUGAAUAUUAGAUUCAACCCACGAGGUGUUUUGGAACUAUCAUCAUUUUCAGUCUUGUCUGGAAAAUUUUAUAAAUGACAGUUUUAUAAACUAUUCUUGUUAAUUAUCUAGUACAUGCAUUAUAUAGAUAGAUGCCCUGUGAUUAUAUGUAAAAGGUCAAAACCAAUGUAUGUAUAUAUGAAGUAGGAUGUAAAAUUGCUAUAUGCAUAGGAAUGAAGGUUAUGAUGUGGGAGAAACAUUGUCAUGUAUUUGUUGUCACUCAUCUCUGGGACCAGGACAUCACCAUUCCACAGUUUCUAAUAAAUCAGUUUUUGGGUUAAUUAUAGUCUUGGAGGCAAGAUGUUUGAUUACUUACAGUUGAGAUGUUUGAAGAAACCUGCAGGCAGAAAGUGUCAAAUUAUGAGCUACUUUUUUGUAAAAACAUUCUGUCUAAAAAUAGAUUUUAGAACUGUAUCCUAAAAAUUACUUCGUCGCUGUCUGUCCAGUGGACAUGUCUAUCACAGUCAUUUAACUUUUUUAUAGCAGGUUAUUUUAAAUGAAAGUAACAAAGAGAGGCAGCUUAAAUAGACAAACUAAAAUUAUUGAAAAUUGUUGAUGAAUGCAGUCUUCUCUGACCAAUCAAAAAGAGGCGAAUGUGAUAGAGCUAAAAAAUAACCUUGUACAUCUCAGAGACCUUUGUACAGUCCUUUUUGUUCCACACAAAAUGCUGAUACUAAACUCUGUAAUAGAGUGCCAGAAAAUCAUGGAAGCAAACAAAUACCAUGGAGGACUUGAAUAAUUGUUUGCUGGUCAUGAUACUGUCACAUGCAGUCUGUGGACAAACAUUCUUACAGUUAUCUUCAAGCUAAUUAUGGAUGAAUUUUGUACUUGCUAUGCUGAAUGUAGCAGCAAGAUGGCUGUUGAGAACAGUUCUUGUGACUGCUUGCUUGCCAGCCAGUCUUGGAUCUUUUUAAUUGGACAUAUAUGGUAAAAUACAAUACUGUGUUCAGAUUUGUACAUAGGUCAUGGGGACAUUAAAAAUGCUCUUGAAAC